Messenger RNA from Aureobasidium vineae, 2016 nucleotides. The record is from the annotation of a GenBank genome assembly. Lineage: Eukaryota; Fungi; Ascomycota; Dothideomycetes; Dothideales; Saccotheciaceae.
AUGAUCGAGGCCGCCUCUCUGGCCCAUCCACAUCUUAUCAUCUGUCCCUUCCUUACCUCCACAGUGCCUGAGGAAGUCUAUACCAAGUACAUGACUUUGGUCGUUCAUCCGGGCGCUCCUGGAGAUGGCGGUCCUAGUUCGCUCGACUUCCUCAUCAUGGGCGAGGAUGGAACAGACGAAAACCUCGAAAGAGUGAUGGCCAAGGAUCUCUGGUCUGAACACGGCCGAAGUCACUGGGGAGUGACGGUCUUGCAGGCCAUUGCAGAGUACGAUGCAGGCCCAGUGUGGGCAUGGGAGCAAUUCACUGUCGACAUUGACGACCAGACACUCACCAAGUCAAGUCUUUAUCGAGGGGACGUCACACGAGCUGCUCUAGUCGCAUGUGUGAUCGCUAUCGAGAGAAUACAACUUGCCGUUAGAGAGAUCACGGGCAUCGGAGCUGACGAAGUCGAAGACUGGAGUCGCAUCGUUCCUGGUCUGAAAGUUAAGGCCGAGUACAAGACUGCUUCCGCCACCACUGGCGAGGCAUUCCUUGGUGGACAUACUACCCCUCUUCCUUUACUGAAGGCCGCUCAAAGAGAUUUCGAUAUCAACCGCCAUAGCGCCCGGAUGAUUUCAAGACUCAUCAGGGCUUCGGAUUCGCAGCCAGGCUGUCUCACAAAGAUGUUUACUCCAAACCUAUACAUCUAUGGAGGUCUGAUUGAGGACGGCGAACAUAUAUCCACUAUCGACGCUAAACCGGGCACAUUCAUUGGCGUUCGUAGCGAUGCUGUAUGCUUCAAGACAAUGGAUGGCAAGGGAAUAUGGGUCACCCAUGGCCGGCGGGUCAAGAAGAAGACAGAUCCUACGCUCUGGCCGAAGGUACCUGCCAUGCCUCUGUUCGCGGAGAUUGGCCUUAUAGAUGCCGGGAACCUACCCCAACUUCUUCCUUCUCUGCCAACGAACUUUGCCAGAUUCGAUUACCCAACGUUCCAAGAAAUUCUCAUCGAAUACGAUGAGCUGGCGACAGGUCAGCGGGUCGCUUACCUGACUUUCGAUUUCUACAAUGGCGCAAUGAGUACGAACCAGUGCCGUCAGAUGUGUGCUGCUUUGCGAAGCAUUUUGGACAUGCAUACAUGUUCUACCCCGUUGUCGGCAGUGGUCCUGCUCGGAGGUGCCUACUUCUCCAACGGCAUACAUCUCAAUGUGAUCGAGAACGACACAGAUCCAGCAUUCGAAUCCUGGGCCAACAUCAACGCCAUGGACGAUGUGGUUCUGCUUAUUCUGAAAGACUUUGCUACUCGCGGAAUAUCCACCGUCGCUGCGCUUCGAGGCAAUGCUGCCGCUGGGGGUGUGGCACUUGCUGCUGCCGCUGAUCUUGUGCUUGCCGGUGAGCAUGUAGUGAUGAACCCUGCCUAUCGCACCUUGGGACUGUUCGGUAGCGAAUAUCACACCAUCACCUACAAUGGCAGAGUAGGUCGCGAUUCCGGCCGCCACCUUCUGCGCGACAUGCUGCCAGUGUCAGCGCAACAAGCGAGAGACAUCGGUCUUGUCGACGUGGUCUUGCCAGGCUAUGGAGAAUCUCUCGACGCAGCCAUUCACACUCAUGUCAGCGAGCUCGUCUCCAGCAAUCAAAGGCCUGGCCACUGGAAACGCAAACUUGACCUCAGUCCUGACGCCCUCGCCCUCGCCCGCAUGAACGAACUUGGCGAGAUGGCAAAAGACUUUUGGUCUGCGCGGUCACUCCGCUACCACUCGCGCCGUCGCGACUUCGUCCGCAAGGUCAAGGCUUCCAAAACACCAUUGCGUUUCGCGCAACAUAGACGCAAGGUUGGAGAAUUGGAUGAAGAGGAAAGUGACAGCUUCGACUUGAUAGAGACAUUUGCGAUGUUGUUGAGGAAGACGCAGGAACAGGCAUUGCAGCAGACGAUUGAGCAGUUGAAGAUGCAGGUUAGGAGGGCUAGUACACCUGCCACUGUUAGCGAGAUGGACAAGCGGCAGUUGGAGUUGAUGUUUUCGUGUUAUUAUAACCCUUAA